AUCACAUGUUUAUCUGUUGAUAUCUGUACACGAUCUGAAAGUACAAUUUAAUUUCUAAUAAAUUGAAAUUUAAUGGCGACAGGAGAGGAAAUAUUGAGCCAACUCGAACAGAAAGAAGAGGAGGCAGAGAGAAAAAAGAAAAAGCAAAAGGAGAGGAAAGAGCGGGCAGAGAUGAGGAGAAAGGAAGUGGAGGAAAAGAAAAACAAAAAAAGAAAAGCAACAACUAAGAAAGCCACCAAGAGAAAACAAAAAGACAGUGAGGACACCAAUUCAAACGACGAUAUCCCCAUUCCACCACCAUUUGACUGUGAACAGGAUAUUCUGCCAGCAUUGUCCAGGCCUAAGAGGCAUUCAAAAAAACCAAAGAGAUACUUGGAUGAAGACUGUGAAUUGGCCGCCAUAAUUGACGACGUCGAGGAAAACGACCUGGUUAUUUGUACCUUUUGUACCAGCCGGGAGGCUCCAUCCACAAGCACCUGUGACAGGGAAAUAGAUGGCUGGUUUCUAUGUGAACAUUGCAAUCGGUGGUUUCACAAUGUCUGCCAAGGGUUCGACAACAACGAAGCGUUUUCUUCCACAGCAGCCAUAUGCCAGGAGUGUCGCGUCUUCCUGGAGGAGUAA
Messenger RNA from Saccostrea cuccullata (small rock oyster), 621 nucleotides. RefSeq lists its product as uncharacterized. The transcript is spliced from 3 exons. NCBI's taxonomy places the organism in Eukaryota, Metazoa, Mollusca, Bivalvia, Ostreida, Ostreidae. The coding region runs from base 73 to 621 and encodes 182 amino acids. The record is from RefSeq and is a predicted model, not a curated record.